AUGAAAAGAUGUAGCACUGAGCCGGAACCGUCGAAACGCGUUAAACACUCCAAUAGAAAGAACUUGUUAACGCUUCCGCUAGAUAUUCAGAGCGUCAUUUUUUCAUUCCUAGAACGAAAGGAUAUUAUAAAUCUUUCUACACUAUCAAAGAGACAUCGACGUGAGCUCUGCUCAUUCGCCUUCAAAAGAAUCAAGUGCAAAUGGAAAGAUCUAAUCGAUGAUAAGAUUAUCUUGGCAAAGUAUAGCGAAUAUGUUUCUCAAUUAAGGAUUACAGACUAUUCAUCGUAUGGGGAAUGGCAGUUGGAUUUCAAUGAAUUUCUAAGGCUUCUUCCAAACUUGAGGCAUCUUCUUCUUAAUUCUAAUAACCUGUCAAAUUGGUUGAAAUAUAGGUCAAACAAUUUGAUAAAAGAAUUGAGUCUUUAUCUCGAAGACACUCCAAUUAGUCAGUUCAGAACGAAAACUUCUAGAAGUCCUCGGAUUUUCAGCUUAAGCCAUCUAUGGAAUUUCCUGUCACUCAAAAAAAUAUACUUGUCUAAGUACCAUUUCAAUUGGGAGAUGGAGAAUGUAUCUGAUCUAAUAAGCUUAGAAGAGUUGACGAUAGAUAACUGUACGUGGGAGUAUCCUUUUAAGUUGACUAAUUUCGAUCCUAGAGGUACAGUAAGAGUAUUGAAUAUAACCUACAAUAAGUACAAUUCGUUUUUACUUUCAGAGAGAUUUAAUCAAUUUAUGGUCGAUGAGGAUGACAUUUUCAAAAGCCUAAAACUGCUUUCAAUUAGCUUGCUCGACUACUACGUCGAGGGGAACUAUUUAUGCGAGAAACUUCUAUCAUCAAAGCUCUUUUUGAAGUUCAUGAAUAAUAAGAAAUUUCCAUAUUUAGUCAAUUUCAAACUCCAUGGUGGUACCUUGAAUUUGGAGAAUCUCAAAUUUACGUUAAUGUCAAUAGAUGAAAACAUAAACACCUUAGAGUUGCUUGAUUUGAAAAUAAUUUGCCAAAGAAACCAAAAGCUUUAUGACGAGAUUGAAAAGCUUUGUCAUUCAAAAUUUCCUAGAAUGCAUUUAAAAUUAGAUAUACCACAUAACCCAAUAAUCUAA
Molecule: messenger RNA, 1092 nt
Organism: Priceomyces carsonii
Lineage: Eukaryota; Fungi; Ascomycota; Pichiomycetes; Serinales; Debaryomycetaceae
Exons: 1
Coding region: 1-1092 (363 amino acids)
Molecular function (GO): protein binding
Source: RefSeq, a predicted model, not a curated record